This is a messenger RNA of Drosophila bipectinata, 1281 nucleotides long. NCBI's taxonomy places the organism in Eukaryota, Metazoa, Arthropoda, Insecta, Diptera, Drosophilidae. The record is from RefSeq and is a predicted model, not a curated record.
UAAACACCUCCGCUUGAUAGUUGUGUGGUGGUGGCGUGGAGCGCUUAAAUUGCCCUUUGCCGGCGCUUGUAACCGAGCCUGGGCUCGAAUUGUACACAUGUCUGGGUCACUGGGCUUCCUUCGGGUCUCCCACCCUGCACCCCACACGCCGCUUCGCCACUACGACAGCACUUGGGGCCUUGGAGGCGUUUUCAUUUCCCCCUCCAAUCGAAUGCCAAAAAAAAAUAUAAAUAGCCAAGGGACCCAACCCCUUUCAGCCGGCCACUUGAGCCUGGUGUGGGUCCAUUGUUGUGGUGUCAACACAGUGAUGCCUUUGUUCCGCACUGCCCAGGUGACGGCCCAUAAUGGAUCCGCUCUCUCCGCAACGCCACAAAAGGUAAUCCGAGAGCCGGUCUUUGUCCGCUUGGAGUAUAAAAGCACGGCGUGUCCAUCCGCAGAUUUGCAAAAGGAGCUGAGCGUGAGGCUGGCACGGAUCGAGCAGGAUGCCCUGGGUGAGUCCUAUCCGGAACCUGCGAUGGAACCCUUUCAUGUAUACAAAUAAUGUUCGUCAACCUGCAGUUGGCCAUUUCCAUAGCGACGUUGGCGCUGCUCUCCCUUUCCAAUUGCGGAUUCGGAAGUAGGUUUCCCGACGAUCCAGAUUACGGCGACUUGAUAGAACUAGAGGAGCAGCCGGAGGAGCUUCCUGAUCGCAGUACCUCCAAGAUGUUGAGCGCCCUGAUCGGCUUCAGUUCAACAGCCCUCCGACCCACAGAAACGACUUUUGCGAUACCCCAUCAAUUGCCGCCCAUGUACUACAACGACUUUUACGAGGAUCUAAUGGCUACCAAGCGAAACGACGUACACUCCGCUGGCUGCGAUUGCAAGGUUACGAAUAAGCUGAAGGACUUGGGAAGCCAGCACUUUCCCCGCUAUUUAAUGACCGCGGUCUGCGAGUCCCGCACUGCACAGGACGUUGCCAAGUGCACUCACGGAUCCAAUUGCCGCCCUCUGGAGUACAAAGUGAAGGUCCUAGCCCAGGGCACUCUCCCCGACCACUCUGGAUCGGGCUCUCUGAGUCGGGACCCUUCUGAGGGGUGGAAAUUCAGAACCGUGACAGUUACGGCCGGCUGCUUUUGCGCCAAGUAAGGGGACUGGAUUCGGGAGCAUCUGAAGUGAGAAUAUAUUGACUAUACUUGCAUAUUAAAGGGCCAGAAAGUCGCAAAUGUUUCUUUAUUGAUGGGAAUGAUCCAAGAAUUUUAGUAGAAUAUACGGCGUGACCCUUUCAUGGUUAUAAAGGGCAGG